GAGAGAAAAUGAGCUAUCAGUCAGGGUCAACACACUCGAGAUAAGAGUUUGCCAAAUCCUUGACCGGCUUCAUCAUGAUAAAUAGAUGUCCUGGGGGCACCUUCUCGACCUUCUGAUGAGGCCAUCACUCAUCCAUAUACUCCGGCACCCACAUCUAUCAUGGCGGCGGCAGCAGUUCUACCAGCCUCAGCUGAUCAAAAACGGCACUGGAUCCCAAACAUCGCUCCACCUAAGCUCUCGGAGACUAAGAAUGAUGUAUUCGAUCCCACACGGCAUCUUGCCUUCAAGGAGACCCCCAAGGUCUACACAAUGAAGGAUAUAGGCCUCCCUGAGGACACGGGAAUAUCACCCGUUGCCGUUUCAGAGCCUUUCCCGUUGUUCACAGAAGACGCCGUGAUGAAGAUGAGGCAAGAGGUCCUAAGCCCAGAAGUGCUUAGCAACUGCCAGUACUCUAGCAAUCUAGCGCACUGCCAACUAAGAGGGUUCGCAAAUAAAUACGCGCCCUUUGUGUACGAUGUAUGGAAGAGCCCCGAGACGCUGGCUGUAAUAUCAAAGGUCGCUGGCAUCGAUCUAGUAACCGAGAUGGACUUUGAGAUCGGUCACAUCAACAUAUCGGUCAAGUCUGAGGAGGAGAAACAAGAAGAGCUCCAGGCAUUCAAUGACAGAGCCCAGUAUGAGGCCGACGAGGGCAUUGCAGGCUGUCCAUGGGAGGACGACAAGCCAAUUGUGGACUGGCACACUGACAGCUAUCCCUUUGUUUGUGUAACCAUGCUCAGUGAUUGUACUACCAUGAUUGGUGGCGAGACGGCCCUCCGCACUGGCACGGGUGAGAUUAUGAAAGUAAGGGGUCCUCAAAUGGGCUGUGCUGUAGUGCUACAAGGCCGAUAUAUUGAGCACCAAGCUCUACGAGCCCUUGGUACAGCAGAACGAAUUAGCAUGGUAACAUCAUUCAGACCGCGCUGCCCGACAGUUCGCGAUGAUACUGUGCUAACAACGGUGCGCCCGAUCUCAAAUCUUGCGGACUUGUACAACCAAUUCAGUGAGUACCGGCUUGAGAUACUCGAGGAGCGCGUACGCCAGCAGUUAAAGGAGCUGCGAGAGGCUAAUAGCGCCGGUCGCCGGGUCGCUACUCGCAAGCUCAAGGCAUUUUUCACUGAGCAGCAAGAAUUCCUUGCGCAUAUGAAUCGCGAGAUGGUAGACGACGAGGAGGUAAUUCGGGGAAAUAUCGACGAUAGUCACCUACUGACUAAGAAAGCAGAGGCUAUGGCCUCUUCAGCGAAAAAGGCUGCGACCGGGUCGAAGAAACGCCCGCGUCGCUUUUAAAGGAGCCAUGUGAAGAAGGAUAAUACUCUACCUCCAGCCUUCCGCACAUUUCUGUGCUGCUAGAAUGGGGACAAUAGCAGCCGGAAUGGUGUUCUUGUUUUAGCACCCAAUAGUGGUACCGUCUAUCGUUCGAAGCUAGCGUUGUAGCGUUCUACUUAUCAGUUGCCAAUUUUAGCUCUCAUAUCACUGCCCCGGUUUAGCUCGUAUCUUCAUGAGCUCCUGA
Hypoxylon fragiforme is the source of this 1546-nucleotide messenger RNA. RefSeq lists its product as uncharacterized. The record is from RefSeq and is a predicted model, not a curated record. The transcript is spliced from 4 exons. Bases 160 to 1323 code for a protein of 387 amino acids. Lineage: Eukaryota; Fungi; Ascomycota; Sordariomycetes; Xylariales; Hypoxylaceae.